This is a messenger RNA of Silurus meridionalis, 2326 nucleotides long. RefSeq names its product sphingomyelin phosphodiesterase 5 (gene smpd5). Gene Ontology annotation, biological process: sphingomyelin metabolic process. Gene Ontology annotation, molecular function: sphingomyelin phosphodiesterase activity. Gene Ontology annotation, cellular component: extracellular region; cytoplasm. The record is from RefSeq and is a predicted model, not a curated record. The transcript is spliced from 9 exons. The coding region runs from base 454 to 2226 and encodes 590 amino acids. Lineage: Eukaryota; Metazoa; Chordata; Actinopteri; Siluriformes; Siluridae.
GAGAGAGAGAGAGAGAGAGAGAGAGAGAGAGAGAGAGAGAGAGAAAGGACACGUGAAACCAGUCUGGCUCUGCUUCCACCACACCUUCUACACAAGUCGCGGGAACGCGCACGGGAGCGAGCCUGACCUAAUACGGUGCUUCCAGAGUGAAUGAAACCGCUGGAGAGAGAGAGAGAGAGAGAGAGAGAGGAAGGAGUCGGACUGCAGUCCCGCAGAGGAUCUCGGAAGAACAUCAUGGUGAUGGCGAUGGAAAGCAGCUCGUGCUGAAACGUUCAGGAGCAGCAGCGGAACCGAACCUCGGCCAGAUCCUCAGAGCUUCUCCAGGCACUUCUUCAGGCACUUCUCCUGCCCCUCUCAUGGCCCUUUAAUCUGAUCAACACACAUCCCGAAUGAAGGGCGAUCACUCGGCCUCAGGCUAGACGUCUGGAUGAAAAGAUCCCUGGUGGACGGGAGAUGAUCGGACGUGUCCCGAGUUGCUGCAUGUCCUUGUUGCGGUGUUGUGAGACGAGGAUGCCUCUGAGAGAAUCGCCUUUCCCUAAUGUCUUUGUCGGGGCUCUUCACGCCCUGGGAUGGGGCCUCAUCUUCCCCUGCUUUUGGUUCCUGGACCGACUCAUUGCCGUGUGCGUGUCCACGACGCUGGAGCGCAGGAGGAGACGGGAGGAAGAGUGCUAUCUCCACCCCAUCAAGGUCUUUUUUGGCUUCCUGCUCUUCCUCUUCCUGUUCCUGGUCUCGGCGCCGUUCGCGCUGCUGGGUUUCCUGUUGUGGGCGCCUCUUCAGUGGGUGCGUCGUCCCUUCUCUUAUAUGCAGCGGGAGGCGACCAUCAAGAUGGAGGACCGGAACGCCGGAUGGGAGGAGUCCGGAAAGGUGACAUUUGGGUUUUUAUCUGUGAAUGUGUGCCUCUUACCCGGAGGACUGGCGCGCUUUAAUAACCUGGCGCACACCCAGCAGAGGGCGCUCGCCAUCGGGCGCAACAUUGUGCAGGGAGUUAGCCGGCCGCAUAUCCGUAUUUUCAUCGACUCGCCCAGUAGCAGCGGAGCCUUGACCCCGUCCUCGAGCCUCCAGAACGCAGGCGCCGCCUCCUACAGGACCACUGAGGCCCAGACGCCGGAACAGGAUGGUCCGAAAAAUUCAUCUCCCAACCAAGAGAAGAUUGAUCAAGACCCUGAAAGCACCGAAACGUCCACCGGGGGCGUCGGAGAAAGCAAUCACACACAUGACCUUCAGAUGAACGGAGGCCACGUGAAGCCGUCACGGUCCUCACACACGCCUCUGGAGGUCUCGGCUCUGUUUCCAGCCAACGUCGACUUCCUGUGCAUGCAGGAAGUGUUUGAUAAAAGGGCGGCGACUAAGCUGGCUGAGAUCCUUUCUCCACUGUUUGGUCACAUCCUGUAUGACGUAGGCGUGUACGCCUGCAGCGCCGGCUCCGGCUUUAAGUUCUUCAACAGCGGCUUGUUGGUGGCCAGUCGCUACCCUGUGAUGGAGGCGCAGUACCGCUGUUUCCCCAACGCCCGAGGAGAAGACGCUCUCGCCUCCAAGGGCCUCCUCUCUCUAAAGGUUCAAACAGGAUUACAGAAGGGAGAGAAGAAGCUGGUCGGGUUUAUUAACUGCACUCAUCUUCACGCUCCAGAAGGAGAUGGAGAGAUCCGAUGUGAGCAGCUGGACAUGAUCACUAAUUGGAUCAGAGAGUUCCAGAGCACAAGCAGGGAGCAGAACGAGGUGGUGAUGUUCGACGUGCUCUGUGGAGACUUUAACUUCGACAACUGCUCUCCAGAUGAUGAUCUGGAGCAGAAACACACUCUGUUUAACGAAUACACAGAUCCGUGCAGAGCCGCAGCAGGUCGAGAGAAACCUCAGGCUAUAGGCACUUUGUUACAUCAGCCCACGUUAUACGAUGAGGACGUGAACAGUCCAGACAACCUGCAGAGGACUUUGGAAAAUGAAGAUUUGCGUAAACUGUUCCUGGCCCCUCCCGUACCCCGGGGCGACACCCCUCUGGUGUACCCUGAGCCUGGGGAGGUCUGGGUGGGCCGCCGCAUCGACUACCUCCUCUACAGAGAGAGCUCUCUGACCGACCACUGGCACACUGAGGUGGACGAGCUCACACACGUCACACAGCUGGCCACUCUGACUGACCACAUCCCCAUCAGCAUGAGACUCCGCAUCACACACACUCCUAACUCACACACACACACACACACACACACACACACACACACACACACCUAACUCACACACACAAGCAGGAGCAUAUAUGCACAUUUGCUCACACACAAACACACACACACACUCUGUAACUCAUGCACAUGAGCAUGGACAUAUAAACAGA